Humulus lupulus (European hop) is the source of this 2355-nucleotide messenger RNA. Its product is annotated as cellulose synthase A catalytic subunit 9 [UDP-forming]-like. The transcript is spliced from 10 exons. NCBI's taxonomy places the organism in Eukaryota, Viridiplantae, Streptophyta, Magnoliopsida, Rosales, Cannabaceae. The record is from RefSeq and is a predicted model, not a curated record. The coding region runs from base 1 to 2355 and encodes 784 amino acids. Gene Ontology annotation, cellular component: trans-Golgi network; plasma membrane. Gene Ontology annotation, molecular function: cellulose synthase (UDP-forming) activity; mannan synthase activity. Gene Ontology annotation, biological process: cellulose biosynthetic process; plant-type primary cell wall biogenesis.
AUGAAUUUUUCGAAUUUACCAUUGGAUUUAUCUGCUGACUGUGUCCUUUCUGUUGGAACAAACCGAGUACCAGAUACAACAGAUUUCACUGAGGAUGCAACAGGAACAUCAGACAAUAACAUCCCAGCCGAGAUAAAGACACAAACAAUUUUUUCAUUUACAGAUUUAGAACCAGGAUUUUACACAUCUCUACCAUGGCUUCUUCUCUUUCUCUCUGAGCUGUGUCUCUUCCUUAUAUGUCUUCUAGCCCAAGCCUUAAGGUGGCAUCCCGUUUCUCGUUCUGUAUUUCCAGAGAGAUUGCCAGAAAAUGAUAAACUUCCAGCUAUCGAUGUCUUUGUUUUCACAGCAGAUGCAGAUAGAGAGCCAACUUUGCAUGUGAUGAACACUGUCAUAUCAGCCAUGGCGCUGGACUACCCUCCUGACAAGCUUCAUGUGUAUCUUUCCGACGAUGGUGGUUCUGCGGUGACUUUGAAUGGAAUGAGAGAGGCUUGGAGAUUUUCCAAGUGGUGGAUUCCAUUUUGCAGGAGGUUUAAAAUCCAGAAGAGGUGUCCAGAUGCUUAUUUCUCAUCAUUAGUGAAUGAUGAUGAUGAUGGCCAUUCGGAAAGUUUUGAUGAGUUCACAACAGAACAAGAUAAGCUUAAAGUAUGCUUUUUCAUUUCUUUCGUUAUCUACUUACUUGUAAAAUUUUACUAUAAAAAACAGAAAAUGUCUUUGUUCGAAAUAGUUAUGCUGAUAUUUGUUACAGGAAGGAUACCAAGUGUUCAAAGAAAGCAUACAAAAUUAGACAUUCUGUUCUUACUAUUUAUUAUCUUUUAUCAGGUGAUCCAAGGAAAUCCCAGUGACCCUAACACAGAACAAGAAGAGAUAGCUAUGUUGCCUCAACUUGUUUAUGUUUCUAGGGAGAAAAGACCUUCUCAUCCUCACCAUUUUAAGGCUGGAGCAUUUAAUGCUCUUCUUCGAGUCUCCGGUGUGAUAAGCAAUUCUCCAUACAUACUUGCUCUUGACUGUGACAUGUAUUGCAAUGAUCCAACAUCAGCAAGACAAGCUAUGUGCUUUCAUCUUGAUCCAAAAAUAUCUUCCUCUCUAGCUUUUGUGCAGUUCCCUCAGAGAUUCCACAACGUUUCUAGAAAUGAUAUCUAUGACAGUCAGAUAAGGUCAACAUAUUCGUUGCUCUGGCAAGGUAUGGAUGGACUGGAUGGACCUGUAUUGUCUGGUACAGGCUUUUUCCUGAAAAGGGUGUCCUUAUAUGGCAGAUAUGUGGAAGAAGAAGGUGCUGAUCCAAUUGAACUGAAAAAGUAUUUUGGGCCAUCCAAUGAGUUCAUCAAAUCUCUUGUUAAUCACAAGAAGCCUAAUGUAGCAAAUAUUAGAGACUCUUCUAAUUCUAAUGCAUUGUUACAAGAGGCCAAAUUUUUGGCUUCUUGCACCUAUGGAAGUGAAACAAAAUGGGGUCAAGAUGUAAGUAAGCUAGCCUUUUUAUUUUCUUAUAAAUUUGAUUAUGUGCUAAUGGUGGACUUGUUGUCGCAGAAUAAUUGGAUAGGAGCUUCAGUAUUGCUCUCGUUAGCAGUCAACUUGGAUUGGGAAUUGCAUCAACUCGAUGUAAAAACUGCUUUCUUGAAUGGCGAGCUGGAAGAAGAGGUGUACAUGAGUCAGCCUUCAGGUUUUGAAGAAUCUCCCAAUUCAACUAAAGUUGUCAAGGAGCUUGGAUACGUGCAAGGUCAGACUGACCAUACUCUCUUUAUCAAACACUCAGUCGAAGGGAAAAUGUCAGUUCUGAUCUUGUAUGUUGAUGACAUAAUUGUUACUGGCAACCAUACUGAAGAGAUGAGUAUGAUUAAAGAAAGGUUGGCAAAGGAGUUCGAAGUCAAAAAUCUCGGUGCUCUCAGGUAUUUUUUGGGAAUGGAAUUUGCUAGAAGCAAAAGUGGAAUUUCUGUGUCCCAAAGGAAAUACACUCUUGAUCUCUUAAAGGAGACAGAAAUGCUCAGUAGCAAGCCCAACAAGACUCCAAUAGAGCUUGGAGACAAGAGGAGAAUGUUCGAAGGAAGUCCAGUUGACAAAGGGAGGUACCAACAGCUAGUAGGGAAGUUUAUCUUCCUCUCACAUACUAGACCUGACAUUGCCUUUGCGGUGAGUCUAGUCAGUCAAUAUAUGCAUAAUCCUUGUCAGGGACAUCUCAAUGCAGUAUAUAGAAUUAUGAGGUAUCUCAAGCAAACAUCAGGGAAAUAUCUUUUCUUCAAAAAGACAAACGAGAGGAAAGUUGAAGUGUUCACAGAUGCAGAUUGGGCUGGGUCAGUUGAUGAUAGAAAGUCUACAUCUGGGUAUUGUACGAUUGUUUGGGGUAAUGUAGUUACAUGGUGA